Molecule: messenger RNA, 3112 nt
Organism: Salvelinus sp. IW2-2015
Lineage: Eukaryota; Metazoa; Chordata; Actinopteri; Salmoniformes; Salmonidae
Source: RefSeq, a predicted model, not a curated record
UCAAUAUAUAUUAUUUUGUUCCGCUCGUUUUAACCCGAAACCCUAUCCGGCUGAUCAAGACGCGCCUGCUACCGGCACGCAGUUCAAAAACGGGAAGCGGAGUGAUACAAUACACACGAUCGUUGUCCCUAGUUGUCAAACCAGGGGAGGGUAGGCUACCUGAGCGAACAAGUCGCGUAGGUUGGGAAUGAAUAUAGAAAUUGGACAAAUAACUAAUUUGAUCUGCUGAAAUGACAGUUUUCAAUGCGGGAUCUAUAUCAUUUAGUUGAUUACUGCUGUUCCAUUGCAGCAGCUGCUGAUAUUUUUUUCCCCGUUUGUUCUCUUGGACGAUAAAAAGAUGAUCAUUAUAGUACUCCGUUACAGUGCCUAAGUUGUCAGUGAGCUGUCGGGGCGUGGCGGCAUGCGAUCCCCCUGAGCAAGACAGCGCCCUCCAGAGGUGACAGCAGGGAGGACAGGCAGCAGGAUGCCAGUGCAGGCGGCCCAGUGGACAGAGUUCCUCUCCUGCCCCAUCUGCUACAACGAGUUUGACAGCAGCGGCCACAAGCCCAUCAGUCUGGGCUGCUCGCACACUGUGUGUAAGACCUGUCUGCAGAAGCUGCACCGCAAGGCCUGUCCCUUCGACCAGACAGCCAUCAACACUGACAUCGACCUCCUGCCAGUCAACAGUGCCCUGCUACAGCUGGUGGGAGCUCAGCCAGGUGUGGUGACCCUCAGUCCGAGCGUACUCAGUCGGCCCAUGCAGAGGAAGCUGGUGACACUCGUCAACUGUCAGCUGGUGGAGGAGGAGGGGCGGUUGCGGGCGGUGCGGGCGGGCAGGUCGCUAGGGGAACGUACCGUCACAGAGCUCAUCCUGCAGCACCAGAACCCACAGCAGCUCUCUGCUAACCUGUGGGCUGCCGUCAGAGCACGGGGAUGCCAGUUCCUGGGGCCUGCCACGCAGGAGGAUGCUCUGAAGCUGGUGCUGUUGGCGCUAGAGGACGGCUCAGCUCUGUCCAGGAAAGUUCUGGUCCUUUUUGUGGUCCAGAAGCUGGAGGCUCGGUUCCCUCAGGCCUCCAAAACCUCCAUAGGACAUGUGGUCCAGCUACUCUACAGGGCCUCCUGCUUUAAGUUGCCCAUUCGGUCACAGAGUCACAGUCACAGAGGGACAGUCACAGAGGGACAGUCACAGAGGGACAGAGACCUCAUCCACAAGUCACACAUGCAGUCUAUCAUCGAUAAGGUAGGAGACCUCAUCCACAAGUCACACAUGCAGUCUAUCAUCGAUAAGUUAGGAGACCUCAUCCACAAGUCACACAUGCAGUCUAUCAUCGAUAAGCUCCAGUCCCCAGAGUCCUUUGCAAAGAGUGUCCAGGAGCUGACGAUAGUUCUACAGAGAACAGGAGACCCAGCCAAUCUGAACAGCCUCAGACCACAGCUGGAACUACUGGCCAACAUCGACCACAACCCAGGUAGACACAGUACAGAUCAAUCCACACCUUUCAGCUCAGGGCCUGGCGAACCCAGCAGCUUCCCCUCUCCAUCCUCUCCAUCUCUCCACCCUGUCCAUCUCUCCACCCUCUCCCUCCCCCUUUCAAGGAACAGAAUGAGAAACAAGAAGAUCAGUGGCGUGGGCCGGCCCUUCCCCCUAGCCCAGGGGAGUAUGGGUAGUGAGGGGGGCGACUCAGGAGAGGAGGCCUGCACUGGGGGUCUGAAGAGCUCAGAUAAGGGGGGGUCAGGGUCCCUAAAGGAGGGGGCCACACCCUCCCAGCUCAUCCCCAGGGGAGGGGAUAUGAUGGAGGAGAUGAAGAGGGAAAGGUCUGUACUUAACGGGUCCACAGGCUCCAGCCGCUCCUCAUCUGGCUCUAUGGAACAGAAGUCUAUUUCUCCUCCAAAGACACCGGUCAAUUCCUCCUCAGCUCCUUCUCCCUACGGCCCAGGGUCUAGACUAGAAUGUGACUCUGCACACCCCAAACAGGCCCACUACCUAAUGAUAAGACCCCUUCCUCAGCCCCCUCCCCACCAACCUCAGUCCUCUGAACUGUGUUACCAGGACCCCCGACCUCCCUACGACGUGCAGCCCUACCAGCCAGCCAGUAACGGCUACCCCUCUGCGAUACACAACCACAAACCCUGCGUGGCUCGCUUCCUCCGUUCCAGCCACGUCCCAGAGUCCUCUCUACCUCCCUCCAUGGCCCCUCUGUACUCAGAGCAGUACCCCUCCUUGCCCCCACCACGGGACCACGCUGGUCCCUCUCCCUACAGUCCCCCACCGGUCCCCCAGUACGGGCCCCUGGCCCCAGCCCACGGUGGCUACGCUCCCCUGUAUGACAGCCGGCAUAUGUGGAGGCCCCAGCUCUACCACCGCGAGGACACCAGGAGUAACUCGCUGCCUCCCGAGGUGCUGCACUCCUCUGUGUACCAGCCCCCCCUCCGAGAGAGAUACGCCUCCCUGGACAGCCCCUACUGCUCAGCGGGGGAGCACAGAGCAGCACUGAACAGGGUACAGUUACUGUAUAGCCUCCUCUGCAAGCACGCAGUACAGGACUCUUUAGGCGUGUUCCUCGUUGGAUGCGAGGAUCUGUUGCAGCGGAAACAGGAGCAGUGGGCACACCAUCACCACGGCAACGUGAACAGGCCCUCCCAGUCCUCCCCAUCUUCACCGUUAGACUUGUGGUGCAGAGAAGUAGACAAUGGUGAAAGGACGCGGUGCUACACACGUUUGAGCCCUACCGCCGUUCUGAAAGACGAGAACCCCAGCAUACCGUUUGAGCCCUACCGCCGUCUGAAGACGAGGACCCCAGGCAUACCGUUUGAGACCUACGCCAUGAGGAUUCCACAUACCGUUGAGACCUACCGCCGUCUGAAAGACGAGGACCCCAGCAUACCGUUUGAGACCUACCGCCGUCUGAAAGACAAGGACCCCAGCAUACCGUUUGGAGAGGGGCCCAUCAUACCAUUUGGAGAAGGGCCUAUCAUCUCCAAAUGGGGGGCGAUAUCCCGCGCCUCCCGUACAGGGUACCACACCACCGACCCGGUCCAGGCCACAGCCUGCCAGGGAAGCAACAGCACCAUCCCCAUCAACUUCAGAGGUGAGGAGGGGAUGGGGGAUUGGAGUUCAAAUGUAAAGGAAUAA